Messenger RNA from Rangifer tarandus platyrhynchus (Svalbard reindeer), 1149 nucleotides. The record is from the annotation of a GenBank genome assembly. NCBI's taxonomy places the organism in Eukaryota, Metazoa, Chordata, Mammalia, Artiodactyla, Cervidae.
AUGAUUUCUUCAAAGCCCAGACUUGUCGUACCUUAUGGCCUCAAGACUCUGCUUGAGGGAGUCAGCAGAGCCAUACUCAAAACCAAUCCACCAAACAUCACCCAGUUCGCAGCAGUUUAUUUCAGAGAACUUAUUCUCUUUCGAGAAGGACAUUCUUGUCUGGAUAUAAAAGAUCUGGUUAAACAAUUUCAUCAGAUUAAAGUGGAGAAAUGGUCGGAAGGAAUAGCACAAGAGAAGAAAGCAGAAUGUGUGAAAGAGCCAGAAAGAGCAUCUACCAUCUCCCUAGAACCUAAACGGAUGGAAAAAUCGACGGACACAGAGGAGGAUAACAUAGCAGCACCGCUCUUCAGCAACAAAACCACUCAGUUCCCAUCAGUUCAGGCCGAGCUGGUCUCAGAGCCUGAGGACGCAAGUGAAGCACUCCAGGGUCCAUCCAAACCGACCACCCCCAAGAACGCCACCCCACCAUCUUCACCAAUGCCAGCAGCUGUCACUUCCGAGUUUGCCUAUGUCCCUGCGGACCCCGCCCAGUUUGCUGCUCAGAUGUUAGCACUAGCAGCAAGCGAAGCAGGACAACCACCACCAUAUUCUAACAUGUGGACCCUUUAUUGUCUAACUGAUAUGAAUCAACAAAGCCGCCCAUCACCGCCACCUGCACCUGGGCCUUUCCCCCAGGCAACCCUCUAUCUUUCUAAUCCUAAGGAUCCACAGUUUCUGCAGCAUCCACCGAAAGUUACUUCUCCAACUUAUGUGAUGAUGGACGACAGCAAGACGACCACUGCCCCGCCUUUUAUUUUAGUGGGCUCAAAUGUUCAGGAAGCACAGGAUUGGAAGCCUGUUCCUGGACAUGCUGUUGUUUCCCAGUCAGAGGCCGUGAAGAGAUAUGCCGCAGUGCAAGUGCCCAUUGCUCUUCCUGCAGAUCAGAAAUUCCAGAAACACGUCCCCACCCCCCAGAAUGCUAGUCCUCCUACAAGUGGACAAGAUGUACCCAGACCAAAAAGCCCAGUUUUUCUUUCUGUUGCUUUCCCGGUAGAAGAUGUAGCCAAAAAAGGUUCAGGAUCUGGUGACAAACGGUCUCCCUUUGGAAGUUACGGUAUUGCUGGAGAAAUAACCGUGACUACUGCCCAUGUUCGCAGAGCAGAAACUUAA